UUUCAAUCCCAGUCGCGUUUCCAUUUACCUUGGAUGUGCAGCUGCGCGGCAAAGGGCUCAAUUUGUGAUUGAGCUUUUGUUCCUCAACCAACCCACCACCCUCAGUGCUGCAGCUGUUUGUUUGUUUCCUCGCGUGUGGCAAAACAAACACGGCUAGCUGAGCAGACCAAACAAGCAUCGAUAAUCUGGUGGGCUGGGAGAGUUAUUUGACCAACUGUUUUCCAAGACGACGCUGGUCGUCCUGCCUGUCUUGUCUUUACAGCAUCUGCCGUCUCCACCAUUUUUGUUUGCCGCGAUAUCGGAUCCAGCAUCAAACCUCGCGAAUUCUCACCGCGGACUUGGCCUAUUCGAAUCCUACGCGAGCGAUCAACCCUUACUGUUUUCUAUCUGUUUGCCGGCUAGCUGGCGACAGGUUGUCAAAUGGAGACCGAACGACAGCUAGGCGUCACGCCUCCAGUCUCGGUUCACCUACCAACAGAGGAGGAAAAGCAGGCAACAGAUUCCCUUCUAGCCGAGCUACGUGCCCAGAAUUCUUUUGAAGGCCCUGUAGAGACUGAGAAAAGAUUCGCCGUGCUUCGCUCGUUACAAGAAAUCGCCGAUGCCUUCGUUAAGACUGUAGCCCGGAAAAAGGAGCCAGACAAUGCGGUGCUGAUCAAAGAUGCCCGGGGAAAGGUCUUUGCAUAUGGCAGUCUCCGACUCGGAGUCUGGGGGCCGGGCUCGGAUAUCGACACAUUGGUUGUGGCUCCACGAUACGUCACACGAGAGGACUACUUCGAACACUUCCCCGGCUUGCUGGUGGAAAUGGCACCGCCAAAUGCCAUCACAGAUCUUUCUGUCGUCGUUGAUGCGUUCGUUCCCAUCAUCAAGUUCGAGUUCUCCGGUAUUAGCAUCGAUUUGAUCUUUUCCAGGAUCGCCACGAUGAAGCAACUACCCGCAGAUCCCAACUGGAACCUCAGUGAUUCCAAUCUCCUUCGCGGUCUUGAUGAGAAGGAGUUGCGAUCCGUCAACGGCACCAGGGUCACCGACGAGAUCAUCAGCCUAGUUCCCGAGCAAAACGUCUUCAGAACUGCCCUACGAGCGAUCAAGCUCUGGGCCCAACGUCGCGCAAUCUAUGGAAACAUUGUCGGUUUCCCCGGAGGUGUAGCUUGGGCAAUGCUGGUGGCUCGGGUUUGCCAGCUGUACCCCCGCGCGACAGCAUCCGUUGUUGUCAACAAGUUCUUUUGCAUCCUCAUGAAGUGGCCAUGGCCCCAGCCGGUGCUUCUAAAGGCUAUAGAAGACGGACCUUUGCAAGCCAGGAUAUGGAACCCGAAGAUAUAUCCUGGCGACAGAUAUCACCUCAUGCCAAUCAUAACACCAGCAUAUCCGUCCAUGUGUGCGACCUUCAACAUCACAAAAUCUUCUAAAGAUGUGAUUGGAAGAGAGUUGGUCAAGGCCGCGGACCUGACCAACCUAAUCAUGGUCGGCAAAUUGCCCUGGAAGGACCUUUUCCAAAAGCACACAUUCUUCACCAAGGACUUCAAGUACUACAUCCAAGUGAUCGCUGCCAGCAAGGACAAGGAGUCGCACAAGCUUUGGUCCGGCUUCGUGGAGUCUAAGGUUCGACUCUUGGUUCAAGGCCUCGAAAGGCACGAGUCCAUUGCAGUUGCUCGCCCGUUUAUCAAGGGUUACGAUCGAUCCCAUCGAUACUACGACGACUCCCAGUUCAACCAAAUUUUGGAGGGUAGUUUAGCAAACCUCUGCCAAGACAAAGACCCUCAACCAGAAGCAAAGCCAGAGGUUCCCGUCAAGGAAGAGCCUGUGUCUAACGGGACUCAUACCAAUGGUAUUGCUGUGAAGGAUGAGGUUGCUAUAAAGCAAGAGGGACACGCCAGGAUAAAAUCCGAAGAUUGCGUCGAUCCUCAACCUCUGACAGAAAACAUACCCGGAUUCAAGGGCCCAUCAUCAGACAUGUAUACCACCACAUUCUACAUUGGGUUGGAACUCAGGCCAGAAGCCAAAUCUUUAGAUUUGUCCUUUCAGGUAAACGACUUUAAGUGGCUUUGCUAUGACUGGGCCAAAUACAAAGAGGAUCUCACCGAACUUUGCUUCGUCAACAUCAAGGACCUCCGGUCAUUUGCACUUCCCGACGAUAUUUUCGGUCCGGGCGAGACCAAACCUGUGAAACGGCUUGUUAAGAAGAAGGUCCCGGUAGACAGGAAACGCCCCGCCAACGAAGACAACCAAGCUCCUGCGAAACGCCAUCAACCCGCCACGGUCGGUAGUGGUGUUUGAAUACAGCCGCUCUAAAUCUUGUGUGCUGGUGCGCACGCUGCGCUGCACAUAGCAUAGUCCUGAUUGUUUUGGUGAUGUUAACCCAAAAACGAAGCAAGGAUAUUUGGGCUGGGUGCCAGCAACUGUGGAUGACGGGCUUGCGUAGUCCGUUAAGCCAGGACUGAGUGGCUCUAAUGACAAACAGAUUCUUUCAUCACCAGUUAUAGACACCGACACAAAACAAACGACUGAACGAAAAAGAUCCCAUCAGAAUAUGGGACUAUAAAGAGACUCACCGACCGAGACAGCUCCGCGAUAUUCCCGCUACAGCCUUAGAACUCCACUCUGCCACAAAUGGUUGACUAUCUCACUCCGAUUUUUUUUUUUUCUGCCACAAAUCCACACUUCUCACACUCAGAGAGCUUACGGAUGGAGCGUUUCCUUUUUACUUUUUUUAUGCAUUUUUAAUUUCAUUCGUCGCUCAGGACGACUUCACCCACACACGAGGAUACGGACUCUUUAUUUCUUUCGUUCUUUUUUUACUCUUUUUUCCCUGUUCGUUCUUACGGUAUCUCAAGUUGUUUUACAUAUACGUGGGUGGAAAUUUCGGCAGUGCGGACACGUCAAACAAAACUGGAGCGGGAUAAUAUGAAGAACAAACGGCCCGUGACUGCUGCCUGUGUGAUAACAAUGGACGCACCAUUGUGCGCCAAGGUUGAAUGGUGCUCAGCAAUGAGAAUGUGGGCUAGGCUGGAUAGGGAUCAAGGUCGGGAUUCUCCCAGUGUAGAUAUCUGCUAAGGAGCCAAUAAAUCACAGAUUUGGGGCACCGUCGGUGCUUCAAGCUGAUAUACAGCCA
Pyricularia oryzae 70-15 is the source of this 3106-nucleotide messenger RNA. Its product is annotated as Poly(A) polymerase pla1. Gene Ontology annotation, molecular function: poly(A) RNA polymerase activity; RNA binding. Gene Ontology annotation, cellular component: nucleus. The transcript is spliced from 6 exons. The record is from RefSeq and is a predicted model, not a curated record. The coding region runs from base 421 to 2271 and encodes 616 amino acids. NCBI's taxonomy places the organism in Eukaryota, Fungi, Ascomycota, Sordariomycetes, Magnaporthales, Pyriculariaceae.